Mastomys coucha (southern multimammate mouse) is the source of this 3795-nucleotide messenger RNA. RefSeq names its product regulator of chromosome condensation 2 (gene Rcc2). The transcript is spliced from 13 exons. NCBI's taxonomy places the organism in Eukaryota, Metazoa, Chordata, Mammalia, Rodentia, Muridae. The record is from RefSeq and is a predicted model, not a curated record. Bases 190 to 1752 code for a protein of 520 amino acids.
CCGCCCGGCCGCACAUGUGUUUCUGUUUUGUGUUGUAGCAUUUGUUCUGGAAGCUCGUAUUUACAUUUUAAGUGUAUCUGGUGAGUGGGCUGGAGCCCUCGUCCGGGCCGGGGAGAGAAGAAGCCUUCGACCCCGUCUUUCCGCCGCUUCCCUCCUCGUUUCUCAUCACUCCAACCAGAGCCCGCCACCAUGCCCAGGAAGAAGGGGGCGGCCUGGGAGGAGCCGAGCUCGGGCAACGGCACGGCGCGCGCGGGGCCCCGGCGGCGCGGCGGCCCCGCCGGCAGGAAGCGCGAGCGGCCCGAGCGCUGCAGCAGCAGCAGCGGCGGCGGCAGCAGCGGCGACGAGGACGGCCCGGAGCUGGACGGGGCCCCCGGCGGCGGCAAGCGCCCGGCCAGGCCGGCGACAGCGGGCAAGGCGUCCGGCGCGGCCGCGAUCAUCACGGAGCCCGAGCACACGAAGGAGCGCGUCAAACUUGAAGGGUCUAAGUGCAAAGGGCAGCUUUUGAUUUUUGGGGCAACCAACUGGGACUUGAUUGGACGGAAGGAAGUGCCUAAGCAGCAAGCUGCGUACCGCAACCUUGGUCAGAAUUUGUGGGGGCCCCAUAGGUAUGGGUGCCUCUCAGGAGUCCGGGUGCGAACCGUGGUUUCCGGUUCAUGUGCUGCCCACAGCCUCCUCAUCACCACAGAAGGGAAGCUAUGGAGCUGGGGUCGGAAUGAAAAGGGGCAGCUGGGUCAUGGUGAUACCAAGAGGGUAGAAGCCCCCAGACUCAUCGAGGCCCUCAGCCAUGAGGCAAUUGUGCUGGCAGCCUGUGGGCGCAACCACACCCUGGCCUUGACCGAUACCGGCUCUGUGUUCGCCUUCGGAGAGAAUAAGAUGGGGCAGCUGGGCCUCGGGAACCAGACAGAUGCCGUCCCAAGUCCUGCUCAGAUUAUGUACAACGGGCAGCCAAUUACCAAGAUGGCCUGCGGGGCUGAAUUCAGCAUGCUGAUGGACUGUAAAGGGAACCUCUAUUCCUUUGGGUGCCCUGAAUAUGGCCAGCUGGGUCACAAUUCAGAUGGGAAGUUCAUCGCCCGGGCACAAAGGAUAGAAUACGAUUGUGAGCUGGUGCCCCGGAGAGUGGCCAUCUUCAUUGAGAAGACCAAGGACGGCCAGAUCCUCCCUGUCCCGAACGUGGUGGUUCGGGAUGUAGCCUGUGGCGCUAACCACACACUGGUCCUGGAUUCGCAGAAGCGAGUGUUCUCCUGGGGCUUUGGUGGCUAUGGCCGGCUGGGGCAUGCCGAGCAGAAGGAUGAGAUGGUACCGCGUCUGGUGAAGCUUUUCGACUUCCCGGGGCGUGGCGCAACCCAGAUCUACGCUGGCUAUACCUGCUCCUUUGCUGUCAGUGAAGUGGGUGGCCUGUUUUUCUGGGGGGCCACCAAUACCUCCCGAGAGUCUACCAUGUACCCGAAAGCAGUACAGGACCUCUGUGGCUGGCGGAUCCGGAGCCUUGCCUGCGGGAAGAGCAGCAUCAUCGUAGCAGCUGACGAGAGUACCAUCAGCUGGGGUCCAUCGCCAACCUUUGGGGAAUUGGGAUACGGGGACCACAAGCCUAAGUCUUCUACUGCAGCUCAGGAGGUGAAGACUCUGGACGGCAUCUUCUCCGAGCAGGUGGCCAUGGGCUAUUCACACUCCUUGGUGAUAGCGCGAGAUGAGAGCGAGGCAGAGAAGGAGAAGCUGCAGAGGCUGCCUGAGUACACCCCACGCACCCUCUGAACCCUCUGAGCAGGCCGGCCCUCCCCUCGUGGCAGCUGUCCUUUCCACGUGCACUGGGACCAGAAGUCAGACAAGGAAUUUAGGAAGCAAAAGUUGACCAAGGGUGCAUUGGGUUAGCCUCCCUGAGGUUCCGUUUCCAAGCGAUUCAACGUUAACUACCUUUUUCUGUAUGCUUUCCAAAGUGUUUUCCCCUCAAUGUUUGAUUAAAACAUUUGCUCAUAGUCAGCCUGCCUUUCUACAAGACAGGCAGGAACUCUGAGCGAUUUAGGUUUUUUUUUUUUAAGUUGUAUUUCUUUUCUCCCUGCUCUUGAGUAUCCUUGUCCAGCCCUCCCAUUCCAGCCAUAAUUAGCAUUGUGAUCCGAGUGGGUGCCACGUGGGAGAGGGAUUGCCACUUUCCCAGACAGAACCGGCCCUUUCAGGAACCAGCAGCCGCUAGGCCAAUCCCUGGUGGUCGGUCUCCUCCCAGAUUCCUGCCCACCUGCUUUGAGAGACACAGUCGCUUGCUGUGGGCCCCCCCUGCCUCUGCCUCUGCUUCCUCCCCUCAUAGCUGUUGCUGGCUUGCUGACCCGUGUGGGCCUUUUGGCUGAAGCAUUUGUAGAAGCAGCCAUCUUCCCCCUGGUGGGGCUUUGGGGUCUGUGUUAGCCAUUUGUAUCUACUUUAGCUCUCAAGUCCAAAUGAAAAUGGGGACCGUGGGGAUGGGGUGGGCAGUUAGAAAUCGGUCAGCCAGCAGUCAGAUGUGUCCUCAGUCCUCCGUGGCCCACCGUUGCCGCCUGUGUGCUUUGCCUGUCUGCUCCUGCUGUCCCCUCUGCCUGGGAUGGCCACCCUGCUCUGAGACUUGGCCACUCUUGUCCUAGCCUCAAUGUUCUUUGGCCGCUUGGCGUUUGCUUGGCUCUGGUACCAAAUAGUUGGGAUUCUUGGUGAAAUCCCCUGCCCCGAGCGUGUGUCAGUGUGGAUGCUGCGACUGUCACCACACUGCCCUCACCCCCACCCCCAAGUGCCCUCUGCCGAGCCCGUCCUGGUAUUGACUUUGUGGCUGAGUUCCGAGGUGCCUUUCCCGGAUCCUCCUCACUGAGUGUGGCAGCGGCUCAGGCUGGGGGAUCCUCCUCACUGGGCCGAGUGUGGCGGCAGCUCGGGCUGGGACCUUGCUUUCCAGAGGAUCUGGGCUGGUUUGACUGCUUUAACUAGGAUUGGUUCAGUGGUGCUCGGGGAAGAGGGCUAAGGAGGGAAGUGUGAGGUGGGGUGGAUGGGAAAGUCAAAUUCUGGUCUUGAGAUUCAUGGAUUUGCUCUUGCCCUUGUGACGCUUGUUACCGUCUCUAUGUUAAAAUGCCAAAAAUGACCCGGUCUGUUGCUUUGCUCCGCCCCAGCGCUUCAUAGCAGCUUCUGGCUCUGCAAGGUGUCUGUCUCGGCCAGUGCUGUGGCCUGCCAGGAAGGGUCCGAGUUCUCACUGUCCCCCAUCAUGUGUCCAGCUACGGUCAGUCCAGAGACAUGCUUCUGUAGUGGCAGGGCUUCUGCAAAACUAACCUGCUUUGUCCAGGUCACCCUAGACACACACCCCCCCCCCCUCACUUCAUGUGUGGGCCCGGAGCCGUCCAUGCUGGUCUCUGUCUGGAGGGUGCUGUUCAGGGCCUGCUCUUUCUGUCCUGGAGGACACAAUGGCCCUGAGCUGAGCUGGGCUUAUCUUCCAGGGAGCAAACCUAAGGCAGCCCCCAGCCCCCAGCCCCCCUGGCUUGAGCCCUGCAGCGGGUGAGCAGAAGGUGUCACGGGUGGAGAGCCUUGUGCCCGGCCACACCCCCCUCCCUUUAGGCUAAAAUUCUCACCUGAGCUUCCCCACGGCAAACUCUAGAACAGGAGGAAGGUGGGAAGCCCUGGGUAGGAACCACUCUGGCUGCCCAGGGUCAUCAACAGAGGGGAAUGAAGGGAGUUAACAAGGAUGGUGGGAUCCGGUUGAAGGUGCCUGGUUUAGUGCUGUUAAUUGUCUUAUUUUUUUUUUAUAUCUAUAUUUCUUGGAGUAAACAUUUUAAAUAAACGGCAUCAUUGUUUACU